Messenger RNA from Salvia splendens (bonfire salvia), 510 nucleotides. RefSeq names its product ATP-dependent DNA helicase PIF1-like. Gene Ontology annotation, cellular component: replication fork. The record is from RefSeq and is a predicted model, not a curated record. Bases 1 to 510 code for a protein of 169 amino acids. NCBI's taxonomy places the organism in Eukaryota, Viridiplantae, Streptophyta, Magnoliopsida, Lamiales, Lamiaceae. The transcript has a single exon. Gene Ontology annotation, biological process: DNA replication.
AUGAUUUCGGUGGAUCAGUCUCCAGGGCGGGUAUAUUUGAGCUCUGAUAGCAUUUCAAAUUCAGAUUCCACUUCGAAUGGUUCUGCUGAGAUUCAUUCUGUUGAAUUUUUGAAUAAUUUGAAAUGUUCGGGUACCCCUAAUCAUGAACUGAUGUUGAAAGUUGGAACUCCUGUGAUGUUGUUAAGAAACAUAGAUCAUUCUAAUGGUUUGUGUAAUGGCACUAGAUUGAUCAUUACCCGUUUAGGUGAUUAUGUUUUGGAGGCGCGUGUCUUGGGGUGUCAUAAUAUUGGUGAUAAGGUUCUGAUUCCGCGCAUGUCAUUGAUACCGUCUGAUCCAAGGCUACCUUUCAAAUUCCAACGACGCCAAUUUCCUCUGGCUGUGUCAUAUGCAAUGACCAUUAACAAAAGUCAAGGCCAAUCAUUGUCCCAUGUUGGAUUAUUUUUGAAAAAACCGGGCUUCAGUCAUGGACAACUUUAUGUUGCUAUAUCUAGAGUCACAAGUCGUGAAUGA